Messenger RNA from Dictyostelium discoideum AX4, 693 nucleotides. RefSeq names its product autophagy protein 10 (gene atg10). The coding region runs from base 1 to 693 and encodes 230 amino acids. NCBI's taxonomy places the organism in Eukaryota, Evosea, Eumycetozoa, Dictyosteliales, Dictyosteliaceae. The transcript has 2 exons. The record is from RefSeq and is a predicted model, not a curated record. Gene Ontology annotation, molecular function: ubiquitin-like protein transferase activity. Gene Ontology annotation, cellular component: cytoplasm.
AUGUUAACAUCCAAAGAUUUUAGAGAUCAAGCAAUCAAUUUAAUUAAAAAAUGGAAUAAUAUAAUUGAUGAAAUUCCAUGGCAAUGGAAUCAAAUUAAUGAAUUAAAUAAUGAAUCAAAAGGAUAUUUCACAACAAAAAGAUAUCAUAAAAUAAAUAAUAAUAAUAAUAAUAAUAACAAUAAUAAUAUUGAAAAUAAAAAUAAUAAUAAUAUUGAAAAUUUUGAAGAGAUUAAAGAAACAAUUGAUGAUUCAUCAACAACAAUAAUAAAAAGCAAUAAUAAUAAUAAUGAAAAUAAUAUAAUAAUUUUCCAAUUUGAUAUAAUUUACAGUAAAUCAUAUCAAGUACCUGUAUUAUAUUUAAAUGGAUUUUCAAGUUUUGAUUCAUCACCAUUAUCUUGGAAUGAAAUUUGGAAUAAUUUACCAUUAUCAAAUUUAGAUAAAAAUCAACAAUCAACAAUUCCUUAUAUUACUCAAGUUGAACAUCCUAUAUUAGGUAAUCCAUGUUAUCAAUUACAUCCUUGUGAAACUGAUAAUUUAAUGAAAUUAAUAUUAUUAAAAGAAAAAGAUUAUAAUGAUAACAAUGAUAAAAAAGAAUAUUUUAAAGAUUAUUAUUUAUUAAGUUGGUUAUCAAUUAUUGGGCCAAUGGUUAAUAUUAAAAUACCAUUUGAUUUAUUAAAAAAUAAUAAUAUAUAG